Chaetura pelagica (chimney swift) is the source of this 564-nucleotide messenger RNA. RefSeq names its product COMM domain containing 9 (gene COMMD9). The transcript has 5 exons. The record is from RefSeq and is a predicted model, not a curated record. NCBI's taxonomy places the organism in Eukaryota, Metazoa, Chordata, Aves, Apodiformes, Apodidae. Bases 1 to 564 code for a protein of 187 amino acids.
AUGCCAAUGUUUGUGGGAUCAUGUGCUAGCAAGGUCCUUCAGUCUGCUCUCUCAGUGAAGGCAGGAGAUGGAGAGCCAUGCAGUAGCAAAUGCACCAGGAUUAUUCAUGGCUUUGAAAUUGUUGAAGCACCUGAAAGCGACCAGCUGGUAUCUGCUUUGCACAGCCUCACCAGGCACGUCGUGUACCGCGGCUUGAGAAGGGCAGAAGAUAUCCUCUCUCUCUUCCCAGAAAACUUCCACCACAAUCUUAAAAACCUUUUGACUAAAAUAAUCUUGGAGAAUAUCUCUGGUUGGAGGAAUGAAGCACAAGCAAGUCAGAUCUCCUUGCCUCAGCUGGUUGACAUGGACUGGAGGGUGGACAUCAAGACAUCUUCAGACAGCAUCAACAAAAUGGCAAUCCCUACUUGCCUGCUUCAGUUACAGAUUCAGGAAGAUGAUGCCAUAUGUGGAAACAGUCCUGUUGUUUCUGCAUUGACUGUGGAACUGAGCAAAGAAACCCUGGACACUAUGUUAGAAGGUCUAGGAAGGAUCCGGGAACAACUUUCUUCCAUUGCAAACAAAUGA